This is a messenger RNA of Alternaria rosae, 2708 nucleotides long. Its product is annotated as GC-rich sequence DNA-binding factor-like protein-domain-containing protein. Gene Ontology annotation, cellular component: U2-type post-mRNA release spliceosomal complex. Lineage: Eukaryota; Fungi; Ascomycota; Dothideomycetes; Pleosporales; Pleosporaceae. Gene Ontology annotation, molecular function: nucleic acid binding. The record is from RefSeq and is a predicted model, not a curated record. Gene Ontology annotation, biological process: spliceosomal complex disassembly. The transcript has a single exon. Bases 304 to 2406 code for a protein of 700 amino acids.
CCCGAUCCUUUCCAAGAAUAGCACGCAGCACGUUACGGCAAGAGCGACCCAGACCUAACGGUUCUUGGCGCUGUCACCCAGAACUCGCGACUGAACAUGAUUUUUGGGACAACACUCCCGCCUCGCCCACGGUUCAUCCACGACGAAUCACGUGGCACGCAUGUCUGCCUGACUCACUCCCAAAUAUUGCGACACCGACUGCGACAUCGAUUCCACUACCAGACAUAUCGCGCGCGCCGAACAGCUGCCCUCUGCCAAUAAUACUCUCGUAUUCAAACAUUCUCACAUACGAACAGCUCCACCAUGGACGAAGGUGGCAAGCGCAAGCACAGCUUUCGCCAACAACCAAACAAGCGGGCAAAGGCUGAGGAUGGCUCCGCGCUCAAGUCUGGCUUCGGUGCCAAGAUGCUGGCGAAGAUGGGAUACAAGGGCGAGGGUGGUCUUGGAAAAGAAGGUGGUGGUAUCUCAGAGCCCAUCCAGGUCGUGAAUCGAGGCACCAAGGGCGGUAUUGGUAUCGUCGCAGAAAAGAGCGAGCAGCAACGGCGCGAAGAGCGGCGCAAGGCCGAAGCAAAUGGCGAGAAGUAUGUCGACACGUCGGAAGAGGAGCGCGAGGAGAAGAAGAAGCGAAAGGCCAAGGCUCGGGGCGAGACACGAACCUCAGCUCCACGACCGAAGAAGACCGUCUUCGAACUCGAACAGGCUGGUAUGCAUGUACCACUUGCGCUACAAUCCAUUAUCGAUGCGACAACCGGCGCGUCUACCCCUACUUCAGGCAUGUCACUCCGCGGUCCUGACAUUGUCCCGUUCGAGAACUCCUUACAAGCGCGCGUACGUCAAGAUUUGAAUAGCUUCUCAGAGGCAUUCGAACAGCUGCAGGUUGAGUCGCAAGCCAUUCCCCCUCAGGAAUACGCGCUGCAGAGAGAAUUGGAAGCGCUCGAAAAGCAGAUGGACGAGCUCGAGGACCUACAAGCGCGGAUUGAGUCACUACGUACAGGUACCUUUGACGUUGUCUGCGAAGGUCUCAAGAGCCUGCGCGCGGCCUACCCGUCCAAGCCACUACACCGUGAAUCCAUUGCCGUCAUACAUCCCCACUUCUCCAAAGCGAUUGCUUCCUGGGAGCCGCUCGAGGGUGCGCUGGAGGGCGUGGCGGCAGCCUUCUCUGAAAUGGCGAAUAUCAUACAGCCCCGAAGUAGGAGGGUUGCAUCCCAGGCCUACACCCACCCUUCCGAAGCAUUGGUCAGUCGCACCGCAAUCGACGAAGAAGACACGAUAAAACGCGGCACCACAUCGUCAUAUGAGACCAUGAUGCUCAAAUACUGGCUACCUAGAGUAAGCUCAGCUAUAACACAAUGGGACGUCAAGAACCCACAGCCCAUGGUGCACCUGCUAGAAGUUUGGAAGCCAGUUCUCCCACCCUUCAUCGCGAAGAGGGUGCUUAAACAGGUGACUACAAAACUCUCCACUUCUGUCCACGAGUGGAACCCGCGAAAGUUCAAGAAGAGCCCACAUACAUGGAUCGUCGAGUGGCUACCUUUCCUUAGGCCAGCGGACUUGGACCCCAAGGGAUCAGGCCUGGUCGCCGAGAUCAAGCGCAAGAUCCGCCAUGCACUGCAGUCUAUCGAUCUUUCCAAAGGUCCAUUGCCAGGGAUGGAACAGUGGAGAAGGGUCUUUGGAAAGGCGGAGUUUGAUCAUCUACUCACUUCCCAUCUGGUACCUCGUUUGUCCGCCUUCCUACGAGACAGCUUUGAGAUCAACCCCGCCGAACAAGAUCUUGCGCCACUCGAGGCUGUAUUCGCCUGGAAAGGACUGAUAUCGAACGAGGUUAUUGGAGAGCUUCUGAAAGCACAGUUCUUCCCCAAGUUUCUCGAGAUCAUCCAUCAGUGGCUCACGAGCCCGGAAGUGGUCUUUGAGGAAGUACAAACGUGGCUUACCUGGUGGAGGACUGAGAUCUUGCAGGACGACAUCAACAAUCUGCCAUCAGUCGCUUCGUCAUGGAACGAGGCAUACUCACUCAUCAAUACGGCAUUGGAUCUUGGCGAUGCGAGACUGACAGAUCUGCCCGCGCCUCAGGUUGAAAGCACGGGAGCUUCGCCAGAAGUGUCCCAGUUCUCCAAGUCCGUCAAUCAACAAGCAUCCCGUCCUACACCGCAAGUCGACGAGCCGACUUUCAAAGACAUUGUAGAGGAGUUCUGCGCCGAAGAGAACCUCCUUCUAAUCCCCCUCCGCGAAGCCCACGACCAGACCGGUCUGCCGCUGUUCCGUGUCACAGCGAGCGCAACGGGACGCGGAGGCGCAGUGGCGUAUCUCAAAGGCGAUAUUCUGUGGGUACAAAACAAGAAAGACAAGAGUCUCUGGGAGCCUACCGGUCUGGACGCCACCCUCACGGCCAAGGCAGAGGGCAAGUGAUGCCUCCCACCUCACUCCAAACUGCGUAUUGUACACCACCUCGGUGCUCAGUCCCGGCAGGGUAAGCUCCCAUAGCCUCUCCUGGGCAGAUAUGUUUGCUAGCAUUCGCUAAUCCAGCAUCGGUACGAUGCUUCCUUAGGUAGUGAUAGUGAUGACGACUCGCAGUCAGUCGAGGCUAUAAUAAAGCCACGUUAUCCCUCCACCAGCGCCUGUCUGUAAGGCAUACCAAAGUGCCGAAAGUGUUGCAUGAAUCGUGAACGAAAGAGGAGUACGGCCAAUGCGAACGGCUGUCACAGCAUCGG